This is a messenger RNA of Kwoniella shivajii, 1749 nucleotides long. RefSeq lists its product as uncharacterized. Lineage: Eukaryota; Fungi; Basidiomycota; Tremellomycetes; Tremellales; Cryptococcaceae. Gene Ontology annotation, biological process: fructose 2,6-bisphosphate metabolic process; fructose metabolic process. The transcript has 13 exons. Gene Ontology annotation, molecular function: 6-phosphofructo-2-kinase activity; ATP binding; fructose-2,6-bisphosphate 2-phosphatase activity. The record is from RefSeq and is a predicted model, not a curated record. The coding region runs from base 1 to 1749 and encodes 582 amino acids. Gene Ontology annotation, cellular component: cytosol.
AUGGCUGCUCCUUUAUAUAUUACUGAUUCAGGAAGACUGUUCCAUGCCGGUCUGAUCUUGAUAGUGACAGUGGGGCUACCGGCAAGAGGUAAAACUCACAUUUCAAGAGCGUUAGAACGUUAUCUAAGAUGGUUGGGUGUUAAGACUAGAGUAUACUCUUUAGGUGAUUAUAGACGAAAAGUCUUAGGAGGAGCAAAGAAUGUCCCACCUGAUUACUUCGCGACGAAAUCCCCGAGAUCUGAAGCUACCAAUGCAUUGAGAAGACGUAUCAAGAAUGAAAUCGAAGAUCAGAUCAUGGACUUUUAUACUGUUCAAGGUGGUCAAGUGGUCAUCUACGAUGCAAAUAACGGUAAUGUCAAAGCUAGAAAGGAAUGUUAUCAAAAAUUCGAAAGUAAAGGUGUACACGUUAUUUUCUUGGAGAGUAUUUGUGAUCAAGAAGAAAUCAUAACCGCAAAUAUCAGAAGUGUCAAACUUUCUUCGCCUGAUUAUGCAGAUUGGGAUGCAGACCGCGCCGUCGCAGACUAUUGGAGUCGAAUUCGUGAUCAGGAACAAGUUUACGAUACAGUUACAGCGGAUGAAGGUCCCUUCAUCAAAGUUAUGAAUGUUGGAGAAAGGAUCGAGGUGAAUAAGAUCGAAGGUUAUCUUCAAACCAGAUGCUGUUUCUUCUUGAUGAAUAUUCACACUAAACCUAGAACAAUCUAUUUUGCAAGGUCCGGCCAAUCACUCAUUGAACACUCUUACAAAGCCGAUUCCGACCUUUCUCCUGCAGGAUGGGAAUACGCCGAACGGAUGAAGGCGGCCGUUGUGUCUCGUAGGAAAGCGGUGAGGGAAGAGAAGAAAGCUAAUGGAGAGCCUAUGAAUGCCGAGAACCCGCUAUUAAUUUGGACAUCAGCUAGGAGAAGAGCAUAUCAUACUGCAUGGCCAUUCGUUCACUCAGGGUACAAAGUGGUCCAAAAAGCUAUAAUGAGCGAAAUCAAUCCUGGUGUUUGGGACGGGUUGUCUACAGGUGAAGCUAUGGAUUUAUAUCCUGAUGAAUGGGACAGAUUUUUGAGUGAUCCCUAUGCGCAUAGAGCUCCAAGAGCGGAAUCGUAUCAUGAUUUGAGUGUUCGACUUGAACCUGCCAUUUUCGAACUUGAAAGAUGUCAAGAUGAUUUGCUUAUCAUUGGUCAUGCGUCCGUUAUAAGGUGUUUGCUUGCAUAUCUCGUCGGACUACCGCCAAAUGAGGUCCCAGCGGUGGAGAUCGCAAGAGGCGAUUUGGUUGAAGUCACUCCUGCUAGUUACGGAGUCAUUUCGAGGGCUUUCCAUUUCUGGUCUGGAGAAGGUAGGGGCGACGAAUCAGGUUUGAAUCUUUACGAAAAUUUCGCAGAAUCAACAUCGGGUAAAGGAAGUGUAUUACCUGAUUCAGGUGUAAACUUCACCGCAGACGCUCUAAAUAUGGAGAAGGAAGCUAAAGAAGAAGAAGAAAUUGACAAAGAACAAAAAGCGGAAUAUAUCGCGAAAUCGCUCAAAGGUAAAAUAUUGAAUAGAUUAGUCUCAUCAGGUGAUGGAACUAGAUCUGCACCUCAUUCACAUCUACCCGGAUUAGAAGAAGAUAAAGACAAAGAAAUGGAAUCUCAAUUAGAAGAAAGAACCACUGGAUCAGAUGCCGAUGUUGAUUAUAAUUCUGACGAAGUUCUGAGUGAAAGUGGUGCUGAAGGUAAACAAUCUGGUAGUCUCAGAGGUAGAGCGAUGAGUAUAUUGGAGAUUUGA